This is a messenger RNA of Doryrhamphus excisus (bluestripe pipefish), 2828 nucleotides long. RefSeq names its product armadillo repeat-containing protein 3-like. Lineage: Eukaryota; Metazoa; Chordata; Actinopteri; Syngnathiformes; Syngnathidae. Gene Ontology annotation, molecular function: protein binding. The record is from RefSeq and is a predicted model, not a curated record.
GUUACUCAUUCACUUUUCUAUAUACUCUUCCUGUUUGAAACGACUAACAGUCAAACACAAGAAGUGUUGUUUAAAAUUCAAAUAUACAAAUUAUUAAAAUGGCAGUAAGUAUAUUUCGUUGGUGUUCACCUCUGCUGACAAAUAACCUUUAAUUUUGUGUCAUCAAGCAAAGACAGACGCGCUGUCGCGCCGUUGCCUAGGUAACCGACCUCACGCGAACUGUUGUUGUCAGGGGCGCGUUUACGUCCUGGACGUCGACAGCUGAAGCCAGGAGAAAGGUGGCAGAAUGGCGAGAAAUAAGAGAAACAAGACAAAUUCCGAGUCUUCGAGCAGGGACACGUUUGAAACGCUUCGCAUUGAAUUCAAAACCCCGGCAACCGCUGUUCUUCUUCUGGGAUCACCUGAAGAAGACAUUUUAAUCGUGGCAUGUGAAGCCAUCUACGAAUUUGCUGAGGAAGGAGAUGGUAACAAGAUUAAUUUGAUGGAGCUGGGCGCAUUGGAGGCCCUCAGUCAGCUCGUCAAUCACAGCAACAAGAUAAUCAGACGCAAUGCAAUCAUUGGACUGGGCGUCAUGGCUACCAAUAGUACAGUCAGGAAUACCAUGCGAAACAUUAAUGUCAUUCCAUCAAUUCUUGGCAGGCUGUCACUUGACGACACCGUCAUCCAGGAGUUUGGGACUCUGUGCCUGUCCUGUCUGUCCACGGAACCGUCCUGUAAACUCAAUAUCGUCGACAACAAAGGUCUGCCGCUAUUGCUCAAGCUCCUGUCCAACUCGGAUCCAGAUGUUCAGAAGAACUCGCUGGAGACCAUACACAACUUGGCGGAUGACGAGCAAAUUUGCACCGUUCUUAUGGAGCUGGGCGGGAUAUGUCAUCUACUCGUGCUGAUCAAGUCGCCGUUCGCCGUUAUUCAGCACCUGGCUUUGAGAACACUGCAUAAAAUGGCUGCCAAGUGCAAAGAUACCCAAAGUACCUUCAGAGAAGAAGAGGCGUUUGACAUAUUCAUCGCUAUCCUCUACAAUAAGGAUUUAACCGACCUCCACGCGGAGACCUUGAAGGUUCUCGCCAACUGCAUGAGCGACGCUGAGAGUUUCAAAGUGAUCCUGAAUGCAGGAGGAAUCGCCAUGCUGACGGAAUUUGUCCUGAUGCCCAAAUUGUCCGAAGGCAAUUCCUCGUCUGGGAAAAGCGGUCAUAAUGAAAUCCAGUCCAUGGCUGUGAACUGCAUCGCCAGGGCUGCUCAGAACUCUGACCUGCACCAAUUCCUGCAUGACCAAAAGGUUGAGAAGGUUCUGGUCGAUUUUCUGUCUUGUGCGGCCAACGACAUCGCCAAAACAUACGGCUGCGAAGCUGUGGCCGCCUUGAGCUCCUUCCUGCCCAGCAAAGAUGUCUUCAGAGAUUUAGGUGGUAUACCUGUCGUUGUGCGCUUAAUGAAGGGUAAGAGUACGGUGAUAAGAGACCUUGUUAUCCAGACACUCGCCAACCUCACAUCUGGAAACCAUCUCAAUACUAUGGCGGUAUUUAAGGCAGGAGGACAUAAGAUGCUUGUGCCGAGGCUCUGUGACGCGUGUCCCAAGUUAGUGGCCAAUUCUGUAGCCAUACUCGGAAGGAUGGCGGCACAGGAAGAAAUACGAUGUAAAGUGAUAUCGCAGGGAGUCGUAGCGCCGCUAGUGGAACCUUUAAAAUCCACAGACACCGAGGUCUUGAUCAGUACCUUGCUGUGCAUCUGUGAACUGGCCUUUGAGGAAGAGGCCAGAGCAAAGCUGCUGAGUGCCGGGGGUCUGGAACCAUUGGUCAGUUUGCUGCAUUCCGGUCACAUGGAGGUGCUGCGCUGUGCAUGCAUGGCGAUCAGUGUAUGUGCAAAGGAUGAGCCCACUGCAAUGGAAAUGUGCCAUUUUGGAGCCUUGGAAAUCCUUCAAGAAAUCAACCUGUCAAUCAAUCGUAGGAGCAAGUUCACCGAGUACGCCCUCGUCAGCCUGCUCAAAUACAACCUGUCGCUCAAAUUCGGUCUGCUGGGUUAUUUGACAACUGGCGAUGUCAUCACCAAAGGCUUCUAUGAUACUGGGAAGGUUUGGUUUGGUCAGAAAGUUUUGACCAUAGAAGAACUGUCCAUGGAGCCAAUAAACCAAGAGCGGCCUGUCAUUGUCGUCCAAUCUAAUGAGAUCGAUGAAGCGCAAGAGAAAAAUGAGGCUCAGUCCUCGCCAGAGAGCAACAGGAUCGAUGACGUCUCUUUGCAGUUUCUAAUUAAAGAGAUCCAAGAGUCCGAGCUGCUUUUGAAAGACGAAGAAGAACAAUAUGCCGCAUUGGCAUGGUAUGUAAGCGCUGCCAUGGGCGGACCGAUUGAGAGAGAAGAUUUGGACGCAUUUGCAUGGCUGCAGCAUCUUGCUGAACUCAAACUUCAAGUGAAAUCCAAUGUGAUCCCGAUUGGCAUGAUCAGAAAAGGAAUCCAUUGUCACAGAGCGCUGCUUUUCAAGUACUUGGCUGAUUACUUUGGCUUGAGGUGUACUCUGGUUCGAGGUGAGUACAACCGGGCCUGGAAUGAAGUACUCAUCUACAAACAAGAUCCCUCCGGCGACGAAAACUCUUCACAGCCGUGUUGCUACAUUGUGGAUCUCAUGCACCAACCUGGACGUUUACUGGAGGUCAAUAGUCCUGCUGCUAGUGAUUACCAAAGCCUAUAGAAGGGAGGGGUAUGGGGUAUAGGAAGUAUAAAUGUAUCCAAUUUCUUCAGUAUUUCCUGUUUGGUAACUGGAAACUAUGAGUACGGUCCAAGUUCUGAACUGGUGAAGUGUUUAUUUGUGUGUGAAAAUCUGAGCCACAUGUUCCAAUAAA